Chenopodium quinoa (quinoa) is the source of this 1227-nucleotide messenger RNA. RefSeq names its product ribosome-inactivating protein PD-L1/PD-L2-like. Gene Ontology annotation, molecular function: rRNA N-glycosylase activity. The transcript is spliced from 2 exons. The record is from RefSeq and is a predicted model, not a curated record. Gene Ontology annotation, biological process: negative regulation of translation. The coding region runs from base 450 to 1019 and encodes 189 amino acids. Lineage: Eukaryota; Viridiplantae; Streptophyta; Magnoliopsida; Caryophyllales; Amaranthaceae.
CUCACCAACACAAAUCUCUUCUCUCUACUAUAGUUAGUCGUUCUACACAUUAUAUCCACUUAACGCAAGCUUUGGCUUAGUUUUGUUGUGGAAAGAGUGACGAACGAUUGGUAAUAUAUACGAGAAGUACAUAUAUAGCCAGUAUGAAAAUGUUGUCAGCAGCCACGAUAAUGGUGGUAGUGGCUAUGCUAUCAUUGACCAUCGUGAAAAGUAAUGAAUUGGAAAUUAGGAAGGAUUUGAAGACUACCGUGACGUUGGAUCUUACUGAUCAGGGUACUUCGGGCUACCAGGCAUUCUUGACGAACCUGCGCGAUGAAGUGAAAGCCCAAAACGGGGUCUGCGGCUAACCAACGACGAACGGCACACCAUCAAAAGGCAAGGAAUAUGUUCAUGUAAAACUUACGAUUAGCAAGGUUCCGGAACAAUGGGUCAUCUUAGGAAUAGAUGUGAUGGACCUUUAUGUGGUGGGUUAUACAGACAAUGUCAUGUACGAGGAUCCGAAGAAUAAGAAACGCAAGGAUUAUCGUUCCAGUUUCUUUGUUGACACUCCUAACGCUGCCAUCAAAAGCCUUUUCGUAAAAACGAAUAUAGAAAGAACUACCAAGUUCUCAAGCACCUAUGGCAGCCUCGAGAAAGUCUCCAAAGAAAAAAGAGUGAACCUCAGCUUAAAACUUAAACUCCUCAAGGAAACCAUCCUUGAUGUUUAUGGGAAACAAGAUCCAGAGCCCAAGAAAGAGGCUAAAUUUGUUCUUGUUGCGGUCCAAAUUGUUUCCGAGGCAGCACGUUUUAAAUUCAUGGAGGAAGCCAUAGUUUAUGUGAGAACUGCUUCGACAAAAGCCUUCAGAGAUAAAAUGGUUGAAUUUCAGAAUAAUUGGAAUUCAAUCUCUAAAUCUAUUCAUGAUUCAACACCUCCAUGCACUAAAUUGAAACCACAACAAACAAUAAAUAACAAGAAAUACACUACACUGGAUGACAUUAAAAACGACAUGGCCAUCCUUAAGUUCAAAAGAAGUAAAUAAACUAGAAACUGCUCUAUCGGAUGCUGAUGAUGUACGUUUUCGUUGAUGCAUGAGUUCUCAUCUGAUCGAUCUACAUCCUGCUAUCCUAGUUAAUGUGUAUGUGUGUACGUACUAUGUAUCAUUUUCUACGUUUUUAUCUUCCAUGUUCUAUCUCAUAUGGACUAUGUGCAUGGAUUAUCAAUGAUAAAUAAGCAAUGAUAUUAUAUCA